Molecule: messenger RNA, 8860 nt
Organism: Culex quinquefasciatus (southern house mosquito)
Lineage: Eukaryota; Metazoa; Arthropoda; Insecta; Diptera; Culicidae
Gene: elav
Product: protein elav
Exons: 2
Coding region: 611-1705 (364 amino acids)
Cellular component (GO): ribonucleoprotein complex
Molecular function (GO): RNA binding
Source: RefSeq, a predicted model, not a curated record
CGUCAUCAGCGUAGUGCCACGGUUGUGCUCUGGUCGUGAAAAGAACCUAGUUCAAAAGGCAGAAGCAGCUCCUUGUUCUAGCACAGUAUAGUUCCAGAUCCCAGACAACCACAUUCGCACAUCUAGCCAACACUCUCUCUCACAAACACAUCUAUAUACGACGUCGGCCUGCAAAAGUGGAGUGAAGGAAGAAGAAAAUUUUCCUCGGUCGGUACAUUUCGGUGAAAGAGCAAAAGAGAAAGAAUAGGCAAAAAUUGAUUUUUUUUUUGCUGGCUGGAAUUUUCUCGCCACAAACGGAAAAAGUAACCAAAACAGGUCGAUUCCGGCCUACUGUUGAUAACGCUUUUGUUCGUUGCAUCGAUCAGUUGUGCGGACUCCUCGCUCUCUUCGGAAGUGAAGUUCUCGAUUCUGACAGUGUGUGACAUUUGGUAAACGAAGAAGGUGCAGAUCAAGCGACGCUGAGUGAGGAAAAAGUUCGUCUAAAUUUGGAAGUGUUUGGUGAAUUGCUGCGUGCGUGAGCGUGUGUGUGUUUGUUAACAGCACGCCUCCAAAGCAAAUUUUAAUUGUGAAAGCAGGGUAAAAGUACAGCCUCAAAAUUACCACUUCAAUCAUGACCAACAAAGUGUUAGCAGCCGUACAAGAUCUACAAAAACAAAAUGGCGAAUCGCAGCAGAACACCACUGCAGCGUCAUCCGGAUCGGACAACGCACGCACCAACCUGAUCGUGAACUACCUCCCACAAACAAUGACUGAGGAGGAGAUCCGUAGUCUUUUCUCUUCGGUGGGGGAGGUAGAAAGCGUCAAGCUGGUUCGGGACAAGAACGUCAUCUACCCGGGUCAACCGAAGGGACAGAGUUUGGGUUACGGCUUUGUGAACUUCCACCGGUCUCAGGAUGCUGAACAGGCGGUGAAUGUGCUGAACGGGUUGCGCCUGCAGAACAAGGUUCUGAAGGUGUCCUUUGCCAGACCCAGCUCGGAGGGCAUCAAGGGUGCAAAUCUGUACAUCUCGGGUCUGCCCAAAACCAUCACCCAAGAAGAGUUGGAGAUUAUCUUCCGACCGUACGGAGAGAUUAUUACGAGCCGUGUGUUGGUACAGGAUGGCAAUGAUAAGCCAAAGGGUGUUGGGUUCAUUCGUUUCGAUCAGCGCAAGGAAGCUGAACGGGCUAUUGCUGCACUGAACGGAACGACCCCGAAGGGAUUGACCGACCCGAUUACGGUCAAGUUCUCCAACACUCCCGGACAAAACUCGACCGCUAAGAUUGUGCAACCGGCGCUGCCAACUUUCCUGAACCCGCAGUUGACACGCCGGCUGGGUGCCAUUCAUCAUCCGAUCAACAAGGGAUUAGCUCGUUUCUCGCCGAUGGGUGGCGAAGUGCUGGACAUGAUGUUGCCGACGGCCCCAACCAACGGACUUGGCGCGGUCGCACCGUCGGGCGGCUGGAGCAUCUUCAUCUACAAUCUCGCUCCGGAAACUGAGGAAAACACGCUGUGGCAGCUGUUUGGCCCGUUCGGUGCCGUUCAGAACGUCAAGAUCAUCAAAGACUCCGCCACGAACCAGUGCAAGGGCUACGGAUUCGUCACGAUGACCAAUUACGAGGAGGCCAUGCUGGCGAUCCGAUCGCUCAACGGGUACACCCUAGGACAGCGGGUGUUACAAGUCAGCUUCAAGACCAACAAAUCAAACUCCGGAUUGGGCGAUCAUUAAAGAUCAUUGUAGGAAGUAAAUCAAGCGCCUCAGGACGCUACCCCCUUGCGCGGCAGUAAUGGUCAUCCACCAUCCACACCCCCUUGUGAGUAAAUCGAAAGAGAGUUUUGAGUGAGUGAGCAAAUACAACGGUGCAAUAUUUCACUCACACACGCACGUAAAAGCAACCAUAUACAUAUACAAACACACAGACACAUACUAAAUAUUACCAAUUGCGAGCUUGUUGUGGAGGGUGCCGACAUUCGAUGCAACGACGACGCGAGGGUGCGUUCCGAGGAGUUUGAAUUUUUCCGACUUUUCAUACAAAACGCGCGCGCGAGCUGAGCUGAGCGCAUGCGGAAGAUCAAAGCCAGUGUCGUGAAAAUCACACAACUCACCCCCUCAACUCGACGCUCAGCUCUAACACACACUGACACGUGUCCAAAGCCAGAGAGAUAGAUGACAUCAAACAAAAAUACGCAGCAGACAGGCAGACAGCACUGAGCUGGAAACAAGUAUGUGUGCACUUCCCUCCUUCUCUCUCUCUCUCUAUCUAUACAUGAUCCGUAGUAACGUACAAUUUCUCCUUGUUGGAUUACAUAUUAUAUACAUUUAUGCAUUCACGUUUUAAGCAAUCACAUCUUUACGCUUGCUCUUACUUGCUCGCAGCACAUCCGCUAAUCAUCUCUUGUUGGCGCUCUUGAGCAAGUUUCCAAACCUAUUGCCAACUAGCACAUGUUCUCUUUCCGGCUCCGUCACACACAGGCGACUAAUUCAGUGUUUCGUUUCGUCGUAUUCUUCCUCUUCUAAGGCAGCCCGACACUUAAAUAGAAUGAGCAGCUGGAAAAGUGAUGAUAACGUGUGAUGAGAUCAGAGUAUAAUAGAGGAGAUGCUCUGCUGCGAAUUUUUGAAAUGUCUUCAAUCUAGUUGGCUUUACGCAAAUUAUACAGAAAUUUGAAUUAGAUCCGAUUAAGUUCAAGAUUUUACGGUGGAAAAAAGGAAAGGAAACCAUUUUUGAUGGGGCUUCCUGAAGGAGCUGGUAGGAGGCUAGUUAACAAAUCCAACCAACACACAAGCUUGACAAAGCUCGUUGACACGACGAAAACGACGAUCAAUAAGUAACAACAGCAGACAUGCCAAGAAUGUCUGCUGGAUUUAAAAAAAAACUGAAAGAAACACGAAAUUCUAGUCAAAAGAAAAAGAAAUUUUUACAAAAGCAUAUUAGACAGCAUAGGAUCUUUUACGCUAUAGUCAUAAAUGUCCCACAAGCCCCUUGGUCACUAAUACACACGUAUUGAAAGAACUAUUAAAGCUAAAACAAAACCAAGGAGGAUGUGCAUUUUCGCUGAGUGUUACAACAGUGAAAGUGGUACUGCAAUAUUUAUUUAAAAAGAAAACAUGCAAACUAUUACAUACCAAUGUCACGACACACAGUUUUCUUUCAUCACACAUCCACGUACAGCUAUCACGAGCAGCCAUUUGUCUAAAUAUGGCAGAGCAUAACAGGCAAGCAAAAAAGCUAUGAUGAGAGACGAUACAAGAUAGUAUGAUUAAAGUAAUAUUUUAGGAAAAUUUUAUUUAUUUUUACAACUAAUUUAUUUAAAAAAGCAAAAACAAUGUGGUAACCGACGGUUAAUGUGUAAGAAAAGCAAACUAUUUGCUGAAAGUAAAGCAAAAAUAUAAACAUUGUAAUUUCAACUACAUGAAAGCAAAUAAUGAAAUGAAUAACCGCAAGUAUGUGCAUGCAACAAGCAAAGAGAUCUCAUUCUAGUAUAAAACUUAACGUGGUUAAACGUAGAGGAGAAUCCCACUCACAAAAAAAAAAAAAGAAUGGAAGCAGAGUCAUUUAGUCAAAUUGAGAUAUUCUGUGGAGAGUCAUUCCUUUACACUGUGAAACAAAACUAAACGCGCAAAUCGAAAGAGACACAAAACAAACGACAAAUGAAACGUACUUAGAAGAAUAUAGAAAGAAUGAAAUGACAAAGUUGAAUUACUGGGUUUUUAUCACUCAAAGUUGGGAAGAAAUUCAAUUUGUUACAAAGCAUUAAUGUUUUGUUUUAUGCCAACAGUUUUUAUGGCUAAUUUUUUUUUCAAAUCAACAGUCCGAGGACUUUUAAUAGACUUUUUAUACAAAAAAAGAGACAAACUUAAAAUGGAAUACACGUGCUGAAACCCACCACUGACUACGAUUUAUGUUGUCUGUGUUUUUUUUUUUGUUGAGAAAACUAAAUAAUUUUGAGCAGCUUUCUGGAAAAGUUUGCGACCAUUGGAAGUAAAGUAUUAUCAACAAGCCGCAAAGCGAAUAAAAAGGUACAUUUAUCAAGAUAUUCACACAACACUAAAUGGAGAUAACCAACGGUAUAAGCGGCAAACAGAUGCAUAAAACUUUCGCACAGUAAUUUUUAAGGUGAACGUAAAACCAGCUAUUUGAUAUACACAAAACAAAAAUACUCCCACUUCUUUUCUCUCUGAAACAAAAAUGAUAUUAAUCUUAAGGUUAACAUCAUUUCAAUUCCUUAAUUGUUCGUCCUCAGCUUAAUUUAUAAAACAAUAUUUAUUCAUUUUAAAGUAACAUUGCUUUGCAUUUAAAUCUACACAAAACAAAAACUUUCGUAAUUUCUAGUCGUUGCCAACAGUACGGCGCUUGGAAACGGCCUACGGUUGGUACUUAAAAAACAAGCGAAAAGUUUCAUGGAACCGUUCUAUUAAUUUAAAAAAAACAACAACAACACCCCAACACCCGAAUCUAUUCCAUAAAACUGUGAUAAGAGCAAAACAAGAACAAAAACAAAAAAAACUACUUUAAGAAUGCGUUGACACAAGUGCAAAUAUUUCGGCUCGAAGUUUUAACCUGCGGCGCAGCAACCCGUGCCGCUGCCGCGUAUAUUUUUAGUUCUCAACUUUACUUAUUCCCACGACUCUUGUUGCAAAUUUGCACGCGCGGAUCUCAGCAGGCUCGCGCGUGAAGAAAGGCAUCUCUUCCCUUUUGACAUUUGACAGCGACAUGCACCCAGAGCCAGAGAGCAAAGGAGAUGCUCUUUUUUAUUUUUUGCGCUCUCACAUUUGUUCUUCUGUUUUAUUUCAGUUCUUUUUGCGUUUACUUUGUUUUGUUCUGUUCUUCUUUUCAUACGUUCUUUCACUUGUUUAUACGUUUAUUGUAUUAUUUCGUUUGUUUUGGUUUCUUUCGUUUUUAGUGCUACCAUUUUUGAUUUUCGAAAGAUUUGAAGAAGAAAAGAUAAUCUGACACGGAAAUCAUUAUUUGCUUCAGGUUUGACAGUAUUCAAAAACUAAACAAAUGAUCACAAUUCGACAAAUCUGUUCUUUUUAACGUCAUUCAAUUUUUGUUUGCUUUAUUCUUACUCUUAAGUUGUAGCAGGAAACACACACACACAGGCAAAAUCGCGUGCGUAAAAUCACAAAAUGUAAUUUUCUUUUUCUUUAUAUUAUUGUUUCGUAGGCACAAGGCCUUUAUUUUUUCAGUUUAUUUAUUGUUGUUUUCGUCCAUUCAAUUAUUCAGCUUACAUUUAAUAUAUUUUUAUCAUUUCGCCAUUUGGUGGAAAAAAAAUCGAAACAAGAUUUUGCUAUUGAUAGCUUAGUCUUACAGAAAUUUUCUUUCUACCAAAUGGUUUUAUUUAUAAGUUUCAUAUGGGUUCAUACUUUAUUUAUAUUAUUUAUAAGCAUUGUAUUUUUAUUUUAUUUUUAUUUUCGUCUUAAUUUCUCUUUUUCUUUUUCGUGUGUUUUUUUCUUUUCUUUUUUUAUUUUUAGGGUUUAUGUUAGAAACAAUUGAGAGUGAUGUGUGCAAUAGGAUGUGACCAUGUUUUUUUUUCUUUCUAUCCUACCUUUAAUCUUACUUUACCUACCCAUUCUACUCUUGCUUUUGCUUAGAUUAUCGUAAGGCAACUUAGAAUAUAUUUAGAGCGAAACGGACAGAGAGAAACCUUAUUUAUUGAAACAGAUUUUCACACUUAUUUAAAAACAAAUAGUUUGGGUAGCAAAACAUUAGACAAGUAAGCAUAUUUGUGUAUCACUCUUAUCACUGCACAGACACACUGGCAAUUUUGAGUUUUUGAGUUUGACCAUUUUAAAUUUUUGCCAGCAAACGCAACGUACUCUGUUUAUUUGAGUAUUUUGAAAGCGAGGCGCUAAUUUUUCAUCCUAGUUCCUUAAAACAAUGGGGUCAUAAUUUAAACCAAAAAAAGUGUCCCCCGAGAAUCCAGCAAAUUGUGUUGUCUAACAAUAUAUUGAGAAAAAAAAAUCAUUUGGAAAAAAUCACAAACUCUCACUCACACAAGUACAAACAGAUCAAAAACAACGCUUAAGUGAAAAAUAGCAUUCCCACACAGGUUUUGAACACAACUCGUACUCGUAAUCAGACAAUUUGCUGGAUUGUCCCCCCUUCAAAUGCUGAAGAAAUACGCUAAAAUAGAAGAAAACAGAAAAAAACCCUGGCUGAAAAUCAGCAAUUUAAACAAAACAAAAAAUGCAGAAAGUUAUCACCAAAACCACCAACAUUGUUAUUACAAAAAAAAAAAAACGAUGGCUUGAUUUCUGUUCAGAAUCACAGUUUUUCACUGUAUUUUACUAGGAAGCAAUGUUUCGAACAAUUAUAUAAACACAGAGUAAUACCACCUUAAAGAGGAAAUCGAAGCGACUCUCAAAACAAAACAUUCGAAUAUUAAGCAAAGAAAAAACUGGGAAAAAUACUGAUAUUUGAAACCAACUAUAGAAAUAAUUGUCACAUUUGGUAGCUUCAGUUAUUGUUCCCCCUUCUGGACAGAUAUCUUGAAUGUAAGUGAAACAAUACAACAACAUUUUAACUUAUUGCAGAAAAAGAGAAAGAGACAAAAACAAAAAGAAAACAUUAGGAUAAAACAAAAGCAAAACGUAUAUAAUUACAGCUUUGAUUUGUCAUUAUUUAUAUUCGAAUUAAUCAAUGUAUGAUUUUAUUUUCCCAAAUAUGUUCUUGUGUAUAUAAAAAUUAUAAAACAGAAAAUCAACAUUAAAAUAGUGAAAAAAAAAUAUGGAAUACAAUAAAAACUUAUAAUUUACGUCCAUUUUUCUUCAUUUUAUUUUUCCGUUAUUCCUUUAUUGGUUUCCACUAACAACAACAAAAAUAGCAGUUCAAGCAACAGUAUCGACCAGCAAUCAACAAUUUGGCGUGUGUGCUUCAUUUCCUUGAGUUCGUUUGUUGCGUCCCAAAACGGAGAGUUUGUCUGAUUUAAAAGUUGCCAUUUUUUCCUGCAUUUUCAGGGUAUGAUACGCAAAUAUUUCCUUUUUUUUAAAAAAAAGACACUGAAAUGUUUCCAAAAAUCUAAUUUAAUUUUAAAAUAUUUGUGAUCAUGCCCUGUAAAGCGGAAAAAGUUCAAUUUAAACAAAAUAAUGUUAAUGGACGAAUGUGCUUUUGUAAAUAGUGCAACGUCAGUGAAUGUUUGCAUUAAAAAUAAGCACAAACGCAAAUUCGUCCAUUUAAAUUGUUUUGCUUAAAUUUGAAAUCAGCCUACUUUGCGUUAUCUUCCUCAGUUUUGUUGUGCGUCUGUUUCUUGGGUUUGUAAGUGCUGUUUUAGGAGUAUUCCGAUUGGGUUUUUAAGUUCACCGUCUUCAAAAUAGUAAAAAACGAUACACUUUACUCAUUCUGCCCCCUUCACACAUACACACACACAAAGUCACACAAAUUACCAAAAAAAAAGACCAAGAAAACACGCUUCCAAGGGUCGAAACGUCGGUUUUUACGUCACUUUUAUGUGUUUCUUUUGGUUCGUCCACUCAAAUCUCCACCCUUUUUUUGGUCAGGCAUUCCAAUUUUGUGUUUUGAUGACAAACAUCCAUCGAAAAGGAUUGAAAACAAACAAACAAAAAAUCGCAACAGUUUUGUUCUGAUAUCAGUUUUUAUCGGCUUCUUCUUCCGUUCCAAAAAAAAAAACAACAGCAACCAAAAACAAUCGAAUUUGUUCACUUCCGUUUCCGUCACUUUUAAGUUCCCGUGAAUUUGUGUACGUGUGUGCGUGUAUCGUCAGACUUUUUGAGUUCACGGAAUUCACGGUGAAAGCCAAGCAAACAACAACAACCAAAAAAAAGUAUCAACAGCAAACCUAGAGCAUCGUUUUGUAAGCGUAUACCUAAGUCAAAUGCAAAUCAUUUCAUUUGGUUUAUUACUUAUUAUUAUCUUUCUGUGGGUAAGUAAUGAUUUCACGUUUUCUUUCUUAUUCCUGUUUUCAGGAUUUUCCGUUGUCUAUUUACUGUCAUUUCAAGCUUUCCACCUAACAAUUUUAUCUCAUAUGUUAUUUUUGUCGUAUCACAGCAGAAAUCGAGCAAAAUAACAAUAAAAGAACCAAAAACGAACACAUCGUCUUUGGUCCUUUUACAAUGUUUUGCUUGAAAUCACAGUAGACUCGUGUAAAAUCUCUCAGGUGACACUUCGAAAGGACGUAAACAAGAAAUGAACUGUUUGUUUAUCUACAUGGUUACGUCCAUAUGAACUGUCUGCUUGUUACGAUGGCUACUGCGAUCAAUCAUUUGGUCAUGCUUAAGUUGUUAAAAAUGAGUUUUUAUUAUGUGAAGUAGUCUUCAUUCUUUUACCAUUCUGCUCUUCUGAGAAGAGUUUUAUGUUAACAAUUAUUUUAAUAACAUUUUCAUGGUUUUUGUUGAAUUACACUUUUUCAAACUUUUUUCCGUAAACAACCAACACGUGAAUGUAUUUUUGUGCGCAUUUUGUAUUUUGUUUAGCAUGCUGUUUGAAAACAUAGUUCACCCCCACAGUCAACAUUCAUAAUUAAGUUUAUGUUUAGAACGUUCAUUUUAUCAAAAAAAAAAAAGUAUUUUUUGAUCAUUUCUUCUCGGUUUCAUUUUCAUCGCCACUUAUUGUUGUCUAUCUAUAACAGUCACAGUUCUUUGUGAAUUUUAUAAUAUUACGUUCUAAUUAAUUUCUGAACGCCCAAUUGCGCAUUAAUUACGUGUCUUAUCGAUUAAUUGUUAAACAGCUUGUAUUUUUUAAUUAUUUUCAGCAAAAAAAAAACGAGCAAGUGCAAACGUUUCUCACUUUUUUCCAGGUACAUUUCACAUGUUUUGUUAUUGAUUUGUUGUUCCAUGAUUACCAAAAAACAAAACCACAUAAGUUUGUUGUCUUGAUUUUUUCGUCAUGUGUUCAGAGUUUUUUCCGUAAUUACAAAUCAAAGCAAA